UCCUGCAAGAAAAAAAGACAAAGAAAGAUACACUUGAGAAGUCAAAGUGUGCAACGAAGAAAGAACAACGCAGCCAUCAGUAAGAAAGAAAAAGAGGAAAAAAGAUAGAAGUAGAAGAAGGUGAAAGUAAGAGAGAGACGGACAGAGGGUGGGUGGUGGGGGGCUCUCGGUUUAAGAGAGAGGGAGAGAGAGGAGGUCGAAGGGAGUCGAGCGAGGAGAAUGACGGAUAGCCAGCAGCAGUUUUGCUUGCGUUGGAACAACUUUCAAGCUAAUAUCACCAGCCAAUUCGAGGCCCUCAGGGAUGACGAGGACUUCGUUGAUGUCACCUUAGCCUGCGAUGGUAGGCGUCUCCAGGCGCACAAGGUUGUCCUCUCCGCGUGCAGCCCUUACUUCAAGGAGUUGUUCAAGACAAAUCCAUGCAAGCAUCCGAUAAUAUUUAUGCGUGAUGUGGAAUUUGAACAUCUGCAGUCACUUUUGGAAUUUAUGUAUGCUGGAGAGGUUAACAUAUCUCAAGCAGAAUUACCUACAUUUUUAAGAACUGCUGAGUCUCUGCAAAUCCGUGGCCUCACUGACUCUCAAAAUAAUCAGCACAACAACGAAAAGCAUUUGAAGACAAAUAAUAUACAUGCAUCAAAUGGUCGUGGGUUGAUCUCACCAAAUUUAGAGGAGGAGCGUAGUAAAACUCCACCAACUUCAAGUCCUCCACCACUAAAAAGGCUGUGCAAACGAAGUGAUUCGCCUCAAAUAUCUAGUCCAGUACCAGCUGCGGCGGCCUGUGCAUCUGGAACACCACGCACACGGCCAUUAAUUGAGCCACAGGUUCAACUUGACUGUUAUAAAGAUCUCGAUAUUGUUGAGCCAAAAAUAGAAUUACCAGAAUAUGGAAGCGAUGAUGAUUGUUCUCCAAAGCAGGAAGUCAACACACUGCCAAGUGGCUUUCUUAGCCUUGAUGGUGGCAUGGAAGUUUUGCCAUCUUAUCCACCUUCUUAUCAAGGUGGAGGAGCAGGAGGAGGAGGAGGAGGUGGAGGAGGAGGUGGUGGAUCAUUAGAAGGUGGGAUGCCAGGACCAUCUCAUGCUGGAAACACGGAGUUAAAUCAAGAACAGCAAGGUCGAAGGGUACGCCGCGGCAGGCCGCGGCUUGGAACGAGAGGUGGAAAGCAUGGAUCCCCGUCCGUGCAAGGCAAUUCGCCAUCGAGGAGCGAAUGGUUACCCUUGGACAUGAGAACUACUCCUCCUGCUGCGAUGCCUGCUUUCCGUGGUUUCGAGGAAUCCUCUUCCGACGGCGUGGUGCACCUGGGGGAGGGAAUAGCAAUUUGCGAGGAACAACUAAGGGCUGUGAAAUGGAGCGAUUACAGGAAAUUGACACGUGGCCUGGCUGCAAUUUUGUUCAGCCCUACCGAGUUGGCCACUUGCUCGGUAACGGGGCAACGAUGGAGUCGAGCUGGGACUGCCACUGAGAGACCGGUGAAACCUGCCUUGGAUAAGGCCAAAGUCCAGGCUAUCAUAUCUUACGUGACAUCGAGAUUUCCCACAGUCGAUGUGAGCAGUGUGAAGCAAGUGUUGGCUUACAAAUGCAAGGAGAACUCGACAGCGCUCAAGAUGAAAUCUAUUAGAUACAUUUGUGAGAGACAGGAAACGGAAAGAUCACCAAGAGCGAAUCCCGAGGAUAAGUGAGAGGUGAUAGGGGCGCGUUGAACGGGCGGCCAUAUCCGAACAACUUCUCACCGUUCAAUUCAACUUCGAGCUCUUUUUGCGAUUUGCCACUGCUAAUCUUCUUGCUUCGUCCUCUCUCGGCUUCGUCGAAGCUUCGAAUUAUUAUUCCCAUUCGAUUGGCUCAAUUUCCCCUCCAAUUUUCUUUGAUUCGAUCGUUUAACGCGGUAACACACAAUCCUCCGUUCAACUGGAUCAGAACGAUUUUUUUCACUGUUCUGUGUCAUAUAGAAGCUUAAAAAAAUAAAAAGAAAAAAAAAAAAACAAGAAAUUUCAAGGGAUCAAUGGAUAAAAAGUCGAAUUAUCUUUUGAGAGAUGAAUUCUGGCCCAAGGCUGGAACUACUUUCGAGAUGAUGUUGAAACAGCUUAUAUAGGAUCAAUUCGGUUAAUACUUGAAAAAAUUUCGAACGAAUAUAGAGUAAUUUAGACGAACAAUUUAGAUAUCUUCGAGGAAUUGAGAAAGAACGUCUCUUAUACACGUUAUUUUUUCUAGCAACGUGACUUUCGAAAUUCCCGUUCAUUUCCCAGACAUUCGAAUCAUGUUAAGAUUCGAGAUCAAUUAUUAUCCGUAAGAAUCGAUUGAAAAAGAAAAGAAAAGGAAAGGAAAAAAAAAAAAACAACAAGAAUCGAAAAUUUUUCUAUUCGAAAUGGAAAAAGAGACGGAAAAAUUAAAAGUGUCUAGCUAUCCUCGUUAAAAUAACCGAGCCUUACAUUUAUCGAUUAAAACGAUUUCCAUUUUUUCCACGUGCGUGCGUAUAAGAAUCGUCGAAUAACACGGAUGUUAAAUGUAAAUAAUUAAAAAACAAUUUUCGAAAGGAGGAAUGGAGGUGGCCUAUUUGGUUAGAAAAAUCAUCUUCGAGAUAAGAAUUAAGCAAAAGAGGAAAAAAAAAAGAAAUAUUUAUAUAUAUACAUAUAUAUAUAUAUAUGUAUAUGUAUAUAUAAGAGAAAAAUACGUCAAUCUUAACGAAUGGAAGGAAUCGUAAUCAAGUACGCGACUUACAUAGGAAAAAUAAUUAGAAGGGAGAAGAAGAAGGAAGAUUUCGUUGGUAAAAAAAGAAAGAAAAAAAAA
Molecule: messenger RNA, 2779 nt
Organism: Apis florea (little honeybee)
Lineage: Eukaryota; Metazoa; Arthropoda; Insecta; Hymenoptera; Apidae
Biological process (GO): regulation of transcription by RNA polymerase II
Cellular component (GO): nucleus
Molecular function (GO): DNA binding; protein binding
Source: RefSeq, a predicted model, not a curated record